Messenger RNA from Salarias fasciatus (jewelled blenny), 2125 nucleotides. It is a transcript of the gene erfl1, whose product is annotated as Ets2 repressor factor like 1. The record is from RefSeq and is a predicted model, not a curated record. Gene Ontology annotation, molecular function: DNA-binding transcription factor activity, RNA polymerase II-specific; sequence-specific DNA binding. Gene Ontology annotation, biological process: cell differentiation; regulation of transcription by RNA polymerase II. The transcript is spliced from 6 exons. Lineage: Eukaryota; Metazoa; Chordata; Actinopteri; Blenniiformes; Blenniidae. The coding region runs from base 129 to 1550 and encodes 473 amino acids. Gene Ontology annotation, cellular component: nucleus.
CCUCCCGGGUCGGAUCGAGCGCAGCGGCGGAGAAACUCCAAAGUCCAGUCCGAGAGACGGUGGUCGGGCUUCGGCCUCAGGUGCAUCUCUGAGGCGGGGCGACGCGGAGGUCCAGGUGUUGUGGAGCCAUGGACUGUAACUGCGUCAGCGAUCUGCUUCUCCCCCCUGUGCCCGCCCUUUGGACGCCAGGGUUCGCCUUCCCAGACUGGGCGUACAAGCCCGAGUCGAGCCCCGGCUCCAGGCAGAUCCAGCUGUGGCACUUCAUCCUGGAGCUGCUGCAGAAGGAGGAGUACCAGGGCGUGAUCGCCUGGCAGGGGGACUACGGCGAGUUCGUCAUCAAGGACCCGGACGAGGUGGCCCGGCUGUGGGGGAUCAGGAAAUGCAAACCCCACAUGAACUACGACAAGCUGAGCAGAGCACUGAGGUAUUACUACAACAAGCGUAUUUUGCACAAAACCAAAGGCAAGCGUUUCACCUACAAGUUUAACUUCAGUAAGGUGGUGUUGGUGAACUAUCCCAUCCUGGACAUGGCCAACUCUCCCUUCUUUCUGGCACAGAACCACUUCAACGGGGGCACCACCACACCAGACUGCAGCCCGGAGGCCAUACAGUCCCUGUUUCCUCGCUUGCCAGACACCGGCAGAGGAGCAUCCCUCUUUGAUCGAGGGACCGCGGCACCGGCACCCGAAGGAGACAAACUGAGACUGGACACUUUCCCUUUCCUCAGUUCAGGUGCUCCGUGCUACUCCAAGCCCCCGUCCCUGCUGGGCCCGUACCCUCGCAGCCCACCCUUUGACUACCCCUGGGGCUUCAACCCCUACCUCCCAGGGGCCUUCUCUCUCAAUAACUGCCCCAAACUACCCCCCGGCUCCCUCUACCCCUCCCAGUUUUACCCCAACCCUUUGCAGAGCAGCCUCUCCCAGCUGCCUCACCCCUUCUCCUCUCUCCUCCCCCCAGGGGAGGCCGGCGGAGGUGAGAGGGGGGCGGCGGGGCAAACCGGCGGGACGAACGGCACGGCGGGUGGUCAGCCGGCCCGGAUCUGCCUGCCGCCCUACCAGGGCAGCCUGUCACUGGGCCGGACAGACAUUGGCAACGGGGCGACAAUCGGGGAGCGGGAGCGGGCGGAGGCCAACCCUCCGGGCACGGGGCUCAGCCUCAGCCUGGGGGCGGUCAGCCUGGGAGCCGGGACCGGGACGGGCCAGCAGAGCCCCACGGAGAGGAGAGGGGGAGUGAAGCAGGACCCCGAGUCAGACUCAGACCUGGAGAUAACCGACCUGAGCGACUGCAGCUCAGAGAACGAAAACGACCACGAGUUCGGCACAGGGAAGGAGUCCGGCCUGGCGAGCCGGCCGCAGCUCCUGCUGGACGGGAAGAAAGGGAGCGUGCUGCCCCCCAUCACCUCCCUCCCCCCUCCAGUGUCCCCUCACCCUCUGAAGAGCCUGAUGCCCAUCACCCCUCCUCCCCCGUCCUUGCCACCGUCGCUCUCCCCGUCCAUGGCUCUGCACGAAAGACACAGGGAGGCAGAGACUCUCAAAAUGAUCCACAGCUAAGACAUUUUCUGAUGCGUCCACCAUCUUUGCCAGUCUACGCUCUGAUAACUCUCUUCUUCUCUCCAAAGUCUCUCCUCUAAGUGAUCAAUCCUUCUUUUUUUACAGGAAAAGCAGUUAAGUUUUUCACUUCUGAAACUACAGUUUCACUGUUUGCUGUGUAAGUUUUCCACUUGCCAACAGCCCAUUACAGCACCGACUUGUCCAUCUCAGGAUACACAGGGUGUGGAGUUUUUAAGGCUGUCGGCCGUCCGCAUCACCAUCUUGUCCUUUCUCUUCUGAUCCCUCACACCGAAUGUUCGCUCCAUGGUUUGUAGACUUGUUUUACGGUGUUCCUACGAUUUGCCGUCUGCAGCUGAGCGAUGAAAGAAGGCAGCGAGGUGGUAAAUUACAACACAGCCACGCCGGCCUUGACAAACAUUAACAAACAACAUCCCUAUACUAACAGAACAGAGCAACAAAUAUUGCUCAGAUCGAUCCAAUUUUACAGAUUUGUCCUGUAAUUCUUGAGAUUUGGACUACAUAAAAAAAAAAAUCAAGCCUUUGGAGAUGUAGUCAAAUACUGCCAUCUAGUGGUU